This is a messenger RNA of Linnemannia hyalina, 552 nucleotides long. The record is from the annotation of a GenBank genome assembly. Lineage: Eukaryota; Fungi; Mortierellomycota; Mortierellomycetes; Mortierellales; Mortierellaceae.
AUGUCACAGUUCAUCUCUUUCGCCCGAGGAGUAGGCCAGUCUUCGAUGUCUCACACCACCUUUGCAGCAGCUGCUGUUAUGACGAACCAUAAGUACUCGCAGGUCACUGGCUUCCUCAACAGGGUCGCGAUCUUCAACAGUAACAAAGACCUCCAUUCUCGCGCCCACAACACCAACUCCAAUAGCGUCAGCUACAGGAACUACACCAUCGCAAACACGAACACCCCAACCUCCCCCUCAUCUGCACCUCGAAACAACCUUCCCCGCUGCAGCGGUAUGACCGCCAGGAAUACGCCCUGCCAACGCGACGGCAUCAACCUCGUUACGGAGUCGCCCACAUCCGCCAACAAGGACAGCAAAGCGGUGGUCCGAUACUACUGCUACCAGCAUGACCCACGCCUAGCCGUCAGUCGCCGAUGCCUGGGCUAUGUUGCGAGCGAACAUCGACAGUGUCGUUUGAUUUGUUCCGAGUCUGAGAUCAGGACUGGAGGGCGUCCUAUUUGCAAUAGACAUUACCAUCUUGGAGCCCGACUUGUCGCUCGUCGAAACUGA